This is a messenger RNA of Synchiropus splendidus (mandarinfish), 2021 nucleotides long. RefSeq names its product transcription factor AP-2 epsilon (gene tfap2e). Gene Ontology annotation, biological process: regulation of transcription by RNA polymerase II; anatomical structure development; regulation of cell population proliferation. The record is from RefSeq and is a predicted model, not a curated record. Bases 257 to 1612 code for a protein of 451 amino acids. Gene Ontology annotation, cellular component: nucleus. The transcript has 8 exons. NCBI's taxonomy places the organism in Eukaryota, Metazoa, Chordata, Actinopteri, Syngnathiformes, Callionymidae. Gene Ontology annotation, molecular function: RNA polymerase II transcription regulatory region sequence-specific DNA binding; DNA-binding transcription factor activity, RNA polymerase II-specific.
UUAUUUUGCCAAACCUAUAAGUAGUGCGUUCAUGGAGCGGCAGCAGAAGAGUGUGUGUUUGAUUGUGUGUGUGUGUGUGUGUGUGAAACUGACUUGUAAAACAACUCUGACACGCACCGAGAUAAGGACCAGGACGUUCACGCUGCGAGUUUAAUGGAACGUGAAAACACAGUGGAUUAUUAUUAUUAUUCACCUCGGAAGUGAUCGUCCUGUGGUAGAUUUAUUCACAUCUGGAGCGGAACUCAGACCGGCCCAGAUGUUAAUCCACACAUACUCGGCUAUGGACCGCGCUGACGGACUGAGUGGCUCUUCUCCGAGCGGGCGCUUGUCCCAGCUCUCCUCCCUCAACCAGGCCGCCUACUCCUCGGCUCCCCCGCUGUGCCACACUCCGGCCUCCGACUUCCAGCCGCCCUACUUCCCUCCUCCGUACCCGCAGUCGUCCCUGCCUUACUCCCAGAGCCAGGAGUCGGCCUACUCCCACCUGCCGGAGCCCUACCCGUCCAUCAACUCCAUCCAUCAGCACCAGCAGGCGGCAUGGCACUCGCAGAGGUCACGCUCCGAAGAGGCGGGGCUCCUGUCGCAGUCGCACCGGGCUUUGAGCCUCGACCCCCGGCGGGAGUAUCCAGCUGUACCGCGGCUCCUUCACGGUCUCGGGGAAGGCGCAGCCGCUCUCGGGGAGGGGCCUCUCGGCAUGCACCUGGGACAUCACGGCCUGGAUGACCUUCAGGGAAUGGAGGAAGGAUCAGCCUUGGGCAUCCUGGACCACUCUGUCAUUAAAAAAGGUCAGUGUCGCAGGCUGCUGGAGCAGUUUCCAGCUGUGAUUGGGCGCGAGGCGGGGGACACCCUGUCUUUUUACUCUGUUCCCAUCCCGUCGAAGCUCAACGGCUCGUCUCUGUCCGCCCUGUCCAUGGGGAAGGAAGGACUCGGCAUGGGAGCCGUGUCCAACCCGGCUGAGGUCUUCUGUUCGGUACCGGGUCGCCUAUCGCUGCUGAGCUCCACGUCCAAGUACAAGGUCACGGUGGGAGAGGUUCAGCGACGACUGUCCCCACCAGAGUGUCUCAACGCCUCGCUGCUGGGAGGAGUCCUCCGCAGGGCGAAGUCAAAGAAUGGUGGCCGCUGUCUGAGAGAGCGUCUGGAGAAGAUUGGCCUCAACCUGCCCGCCGGGCGACGCAAGGCGGCCAACGUCACUUUGCUCACAUCUCUCGUGGAGGGUGAAGCCGUCCACCUGGCGAGGGACUUUGGUUACGUGUGUGAGACAGAGUUUCCAGCCAGAGCCACCGCCGAGUACCUCUGCCGCCAGAGCGACACGGACCAGCUGCCCACCAGACGCAGCAUGCUGCUCGCCACCAAGGAGAUCUGCAAAGAGUUUGUCGACCUGAUGUCGCAAGACCGGUCCCCGCUGGGCGGCAGCAGACCGACUCCCUGCCUGGAGCCAGGCCUUCAGGGAAGCCUCACCCACUUCAGCCUCCUCACGCACGGGUUCGGCACCCCGGCCAUCUGUGCCGCCCUCUCUGCAUUCCAGAGCUACCUGAUGGAGGCGAUAAAGAUGCUGGACAAAGGAGACGGCGGCGGCAAGAGCCACCACGAGAAGGAGAUGAAACAUCGCAAAUAGACUGAAGAGACGGUGGGAAAAAGGCGUUCAGACCUCCAAUCGUGACCUUUGCCACCUCAGGACUAAGUCAGACGAACCUUCCAGAAAACCUCUUCGGAGCCUCUCGAGAUGAAGGCGGGGCUUAUCAUGAUGUGUGUACCGUAACGUUUGUCCACAGCACCUCGAUCUUGGAAGACGCAUGGACCUCUCUCUUCGUUGACAGAAUCAGGAUCGACAUGUUUUUCUUUUGUGAGACAGAACUCACCUGGGAAACACCGCGAGCCAUAUCCCAGACGUAAACUUGCUCUUGAACUGUGCGGGGCGGAGGGGAGGGGGGAGGUCGUGUGGAGGAGCUGAAGGCAGCUAGAGACAUUUGUUCUUGGUUUUAUUUAAAAAAUACUUUUUGUACUUUUCGUGUCUGUUUAUUAUU